AUGGGCAAGGACAAGGAACUUCAGCAGAAGCUCGCCAACCACAAAUCUGGCCAGAGCAAUGAGCCGAUGUCCGCUCCAGCUCACAGCUUGACUUUCAACGAUGUCUGCCAGCAGCUUCAGUCCAGCGCAGACGAUGGCUUGACACCAGAAGACGCAAAGAAACGCCUCGAACAAUACGGCAAAAACGAGCUCGACAAUGGACCUGGGGUGAACCCGGUCCGAAUCCUGGUCCGUCAGGUCGCGAACGCCAUGAUGCUGGUGCUUCUCUUGGCCAUGGGCGUUUCUUUUGGAAUUGGCUCUUACAUUGAGGGCGGUGUCGUAGCUGGAAUCAUUUUCCUCAACAUUGUCAUCGGUUUCAUGCAGGAGUACUCAGCAGAAAAGACCAUGGAUUCACUGCGAUCCUUGUCUUCACCGACCUCGAGCGUUAUCAGAAAUGGCGAUGGAAUUGUGGUUCCCACCAUUGAAGUGGUGCCUGGCGACAUGGUUGAACUGAAAACCGGAGAUACUGUUCCAGCUGACAUCAGGCUUUUGGAGGUGUCCAACUUCGAAACAGACGAGGCGUUGCUCACCGGAGAGUCAUUGCCAGUCGAGAAGAAUGCUGAAGAAACCUUUAAUGAAGAUACCGGUCCUGGAGAUCGCCUCAAUGUCGCCUACUCUUCAUCAACGGUGACCAAGGGUCGUGCCCGGGGCAUGGUUUUCGCUACCGGCAUGUACACCGAAAUCGGCACUAUCGCCGCUGCUCUACGUGGGCAGAACCAGCGCGUUCGACAACCAAAGGUCUCGAGGGAUGGCAAGGUCCAUAUCCAUCGCAAGGCCCAGGCUUAUGGUCUCACUGUUGGCGACUUUGUCGGCGCUUUUUUGGGCGUCAAUGUCGGCACGCCUCUUCAACGAAAACUGUCCCAGCUUGCUAUCGGUCUCUUUGGAAUAGCCGUGGUUUUCGCUAUCAUCUGCCUGGCUGCCAACGAGUUUCAGAAUAAUCGCGAGGUCAUCAUUUACGCUGUGGCUACUGGCUUGUCUAUGAUUCCUGCUUCGCUCAUUGUCGUCUUGACGAUCACUAUGGCUGCUGGGACAAAGCGCAUGGUGCAGCGCCAUGUCAUCGUACGCAAGCUCAACGCUCUCGAGGCACUGGGUGCCGUCACAGACAUCUGUUCCGACAAGACUGGUACGCUCACUCAGGGACGCAUGGUUGUUCGCAAGGCCUGGAUUCCCGCGAAGGGAACGUACUCUGUUGGCGAGAGCAGCGAGCCAUUCAACCCGACUAUGGGUGACUUGUUCCACCAAGUAAACGAUCCAACCGCGGACGACGAGGACAGCGAGUACGAUGUGCCUCCCGAGGAGGAUGAUCGCAAGACUUAUGAUCAGCUUUUGGAGAACAAUCUGCCUUUGGAAGAAUUCCUCAAGGUCGCCUCGCUUGCUAACUUAGCUACGGUGUACAAAUCUACUGACCACGAAGGUUGGACUGCUCGCGGUGAUCCCACCGAAAUCGCUAUUCAAGUCUUCGCAUCUCGCUUCGACUGGAACCGAAAGGGCAAGGUCGAAGGAGACAACCCAGCUUGGAAGCUCAUCACCGAAUAUCCAUUCUCGUCGGAUGUGAAGAAGAUGUCCGUAAUCUUCGAAGACACACAAUCGAAGAAGCAGUUUGCCCUCACAAAAGGCGCCGUCGAACGCGUCCUCGAUUCUUGCGUCAAAGUUGACUUAUCUGGCGACGAUGAACUCAUCGACAUCACCUCGGACUUCAAGGAGAAAGUUCUCGCCAACAUGGAAGCUCUCGCAAGUCAAGGAUUGCGUGUUCUUGCGCUCGCAUCGAAGCCAUGGGAUGGCGAGCACGACACAUCCGACGACACCCGGGCGAAGAUCGAGAAUGACUUGACCCUACGAGGGCUUGUCGGUCUCUACGAUCCCCCACGUCCGGAAUCCAGGGAUGCUGUCAAGCGCUGUCACCGUGCCGGAGUCGGCGUGCACAUGCUCACCGGCGACCACCCCGGCACUGCUCUGGCAAUCGCUAAGCAGAUCGGAAUCGUGCCUGAGAAACUCGGCAAUUUGUCCAGUGAGGUCAACCGCAUUAUGGUCACCACUGCAGCACAAUUCGACAAGCUCACAGAUGACGAGAUCGACGCUAUGCCGGUGCUGCCGCUUGUUAUCGCUCGCUGUGCGCCUCAGACCAAAGUCCGUAUGAUCGAGGCACUGCAUCGACGAGACCUCUUCUGUGGAAUGACGGGCGAUGGCGUAAACGAUUCGCCAUCACUAAAGCGCGCAGAUGUUGGCAUCGCUAUGGGCCAAGCUGGGUCUGACGUCGCCAAGGACGCAUCCGAUAUCAUUCUCACGGACGACAACUUCGCUUCCAUUCUCAACGCAAUCGAGGAAGGCAGACGUAUUUUCGACAACAUCCAGAAGUUUGUGCUGCAUUUACUUGCCCAGAACAUCGCUCAGGCUGCAACUCUGCUCAUUGGGUUGGCUUUCAAGGAUCAGACCAAUAUCUCCGUGUUCCCACUCGCGCCUGUACAAAUCAUGUGGAUCAUCAUGGUAACCUCCGGUCUGCCUGACAUGGGUCUUGGUCUCGAGAUCGCUGCGCCGGACAUCUUGUCGAGGCCACCACAGAACCUGAAACGAGGCAUUUUCACCAACGAGCUGCUCAUUGACAUCAUGGUUUACGGCGCAUGGAUGGCAUGUCUCUGCCUCGCAUCUUUCACUAUCGUCAUGUGGGGGUUCGGCGAUGGAAACCUCGGCGCGGGAACCUGCAACGACACUUACUCUGCAGACUGCGACACAGUCUUCCGAGCGCGCGCUACGACGUUCGUCAGCAUGACCUGGUUUUCCCUCUUCCUCGCAUGGGAGCUCAUCAACUUCCGCCGCUCCUUCUUCCGCAUGCAGCCGAAGUCAAAGCUGUAUUUUACGCAGUGGAUUCACGACGUCUGGCGCAACAAGUUCUUGUUCUACUCGGUCAUGUUCGGGUUCGUGUCCAUCUUUGCACUGCUGUACAUUCCUGUCAUCAACCAUGAUGUGUUCAAGCACACUGGGAUUAGCUGGGAGUGGGGUGUAAUUAUUGUGGAGGCCGUGUUGUUCUUUGGAGGUAUCGAGGCGUGGAAAUGGGCGAAGAGAGUGUACCUGAGAAGGCGGGCGGUGAAGAAGGGUGGUGGGCAGAUGAGGAGGUUGAGCUCAGUGGUAUUUGAUCAGUAUGCGGGGAUUAGGCCUGGUGAUGGUGCGCGAGAUGCUGAUGGGGGUGAUGAGAGUAGUGAGCGAACGGCCACUGAGGGGAGGGAUGUGGAGAAGGGGGUUGCGACGGAUAGGGACGUCGAGAAGGGUGGUGCUUGA
Messenger RNA from Cyphellophora attinorum, 3312 nucleotides. RefSeq names its product Calcium-transporting ATPase 3. Gene Ontology annotation, biological process: intracellular calcium ion homeostasis; calcium ion transmembrane transport. The transcript is spliced from 5 exons. The record is from RefSeq and is a predicted model, not a curated record. Gene Ontology annotation, molecular function: ATP binding; ATP hydrolysis activity; P-type calcium transporter activity. Bases 1 to 3312 code for a protein of 1103 amino acids. Lineage: Eukaryota; Fungi; Ascomycota; Eurotiomycetes; Chaetothyriales; Cyphellophoraceae. Gene Ontology annotation, cellular component: plasma membrane.